AUGGAUAGAUCCUGGUUAUGGUUGUUAAUGCUAGGAUUAUCGAUUGCAAUCACUUUGGCAGCAGAGUGUGAUAAUGAAGAAGAGGAAGAGCCCCUGACGCGAUAUCCGAUUGCAUUGUUCAAAUGGAAAGAAGUAAAAGUGCCGUUGACUGUUUCCCUGUGGCUAGUUGGCGCUAGUAUAGCUAAAAUAAUUUUCCAUGCUAUUCCCCACCUGACAGAGAUGUUCCCCGAUUCAGCUCUACUUAUUAUGAUUGGUCUCAUCAUAGGAAUUAUAUUUAACCUCAUAGGUGUAGCUAAAAAUGAAUUCUUUUUGGGAAGUGAAGUAUUCAUGCUUUAUCUGCUACCACCGUUAGUGUUCGACGCAGGAUACUUCAUGCCGGCUCGACAGUUCUUCGACAAUCUCGGAUCGAUCCUCUGUUUUGCCAUGAUAGGAACCACGUUCAAUAUUGUUGCUAUUUCACUUUCUCUGUGGGCAAUCUCUUUAACCGGUUUGUUCUCUGUUGAAACACCGCUAAUUCAUCUACUUCUGUUUGGAUCGGUCGCUGCUGAUGUCGAUCCAGUGGCGGUUAUUGUCAUUUUUGAAGAGUUGGGGGUCAACGAAGUGCUCUUCAUCAGUGUCUUUGGUGAAUCGUUACUGAACGAUGGUGUGGCUGUUGUGUUCUAUCGUAUGUUUGCCUCGUUCACUGAAAUUGGAACGGAAAACCUCAUCACAAUGGACUACGUGAAUGGCGGCAUCUCAUAUCUCGUUGUUUGUUUCGGUGGAAUCGGUGUUGGUCUGCUGGUUGCUCUGUGUGCCAGUUUCAUAACGAAGUACACGCAUCAUGCUGAAGUCACUGUGCUCAAUCCGGUAUUUGUUAUUGUGUUACCGUUCGUUGCCUACCUGAUAUCCGAAAUGUUCGGUCUCUCCAGUAUCAUGGCCAUAGUGUUCUGUGGGGCUGCAAUGAAACAAUAUGUGAAAGCAAAUGUCCCGGAACAAGCAUUGCUCUCGAUCAACUACUUCAUAAAGGUUCUCUCGAUGUGCUCUGAAACUGUUAUUUUCGUGUUCCUCGGACUUUCCACUGUCUCAUCCAAUCAUCACUGGGAUACACCAUUUAUCGUGUUAACCACCGUAUUUUGUCUUAUUUAUCGUACUCUUGGUGUUGUUGUUAUGUGUUUUGUGCUGAACAAAUACCGUCUCAACAAGUUCUCAAAGGUGGAUCAAUUUAUCAUGGCUUACGGUGGUCUCCGUGGUGCAAUCGCUUACGGUCUUGUGGUGGCCUUACCGAACAUUCCAGCAAAGAACAUGUUCAUCACAAGUUGUAUUGUUGUGAUUUACUUUACUGUCUUCUUACAGGGAAUCACUUUGAAACCAAUAGCUGAGUUUUUACAAGUGGAGAAGAAGAAUAUUCACAAGAAAAAUAUGACAGAAUAUAUCUAUCAGGAGCUUAUCGACUACACAAUGUCCGGUAUGGAAGAUAUUGCAGGGUUCAAAGGACAUCAUUGGAUUAGAGACACAUUCCAGUACGUGAACAACAACUACCUCAAGCCUAUACUCGUGAAUCGUGCCAGCAUGAAACAAAUGGACAACACAAAAAUCGUUCGAAUGUUCGAACGUUUACAGUUACAAGAUGCGAAAGAUCUCGUCAAGGGUAAAGGCGAUUUCUCGAAGAAUCAAAUAUUCGCUCAAGCUCUUAUCGACCACACGAGGAGUAGGAGCAAUACUGGUGGUGUUGACGGCUCACCUGGAUUCACUUCUGUGGAAGUUAUGCGACUCAAGGAUUAUCAUGGUAUCACUGUUUACGAAUCUCCGACUGAAACUGUAGAAUGCGGGAUGGGACGAACAACCACGUUCAGUGAACGUUCAACUCAGGGAACGACAUAG
Necator americanus (New World hookworm) is the source of this 1860-nucleotide messenger RNA. RefSeq lists its product as uncharacterized. The record is from RefSeq and is a predicted model, not a curated record. Bases 1 to 1860 code for a protein of 619 amino acids. Lineage: Eukaryota; Metazoa; Nematoda; Chromadorea; Rhabditida; Ancylostomatidae. The transcript is spliced from 18 exons. Gene Ontology annotation, biological process: regulation of intracellular pH; potassium ion transmembrane transport; sodium ion import across plasma membrane. Gene Ontology annotation, cellular component: plasma membrane. Gene Ontology annotation, molecular function: sodium:proton antiporter activity; potassium:proton antiporter activity.